CGCAAUUGCCCGAUUUCAAAAUGGCGGUUCGCCGUUCCGCCCGUCUGCGACGCACCCAGGCCUCCGAGGUAUGGCACAUCAUCCAUUCCAACGCACACACAAAUCAUCAUCAUCCCACCUUCUGACCCAGCAACGCCUCGACAUUGUCAGGUUGGGUUUGCGUUUCACCAUCGCUUCAAUAUCCUUGCUUUAUUAUCGAUCAAACUAAUCAAUUUUGUCUUCUUUUUUUUGUAAUUGCAGGAGCCUCAGCCUCAGCCUGAACAAGUCAACAAACUCUCCGCCGUCAUGGAGCGCGACGAGACGCCCGACGUCCAAGCGCCCACUACCGUCCAGACUCCUGUCAAGACUCCAAGCGAUAAGACUUCCAUUAACAAGACUCCCACUGCUGCCAGUGAAAAGAGACCCACGGUUACCAGAACUCCCAGCGCCAAAACUCCCAGCGACAAGAAUGUCAGUAGCAAAACCCCCAACAAAACGCCCAGCGAGCAGGCUGGUACCAAGACUCCCAACAACAAAACUCCCAAUGCCAUCAGCGAAAAGAAAUCUGCCGGUGCCAAAACUCCCACCAGUGCUGCCGUUUCUCGUCCCUCCCACAAUUUCAUGCACCCAAGCAAGGUGCACCAGAGUACCACCAAGCAGGCGGACUCGGGAUUGAUACUCGGCUUCAACCCCGUUCAGAGAGACGCCAAUGGAAACAUUAUCAAAGAAAACAUCGCCCAGAACACUCCGACCAAAUCAAGGGCUUCUCCUGCCAGCCAGUAUGGUACUCCCGGCUUCGACUUCAAGUUCGCCUGCCAGGAGUCCGAGCUAAGCGACGAGGCCAAGAAGCUGAUGGAGAGCGUCCGUGAAGAUGUCGCCCGAAUCAAGUCCCAGAUGGUCCUCGACAAGGGAAAUGAAACUUCCCAGGAACAGCAGGGUGAAAACCGAAAGAUCGCGAAGCCUAUGGGCAAAACUAGUCGUUUCAGCAAUGCUCAUAUGGCCGAGUUUAAGAAGAUGGAUUCUAUUGCCGGACACGCAUCCGCGUUCAGAGCCACACCCGGUCGCUUCCAGCCCGUUCAGGGCAAGACUCUUAAGCGGACCAACUCCAAGGCGCGCCUCGACGAGCCCGACAGUCAGAAUUCGCCUUCCAAAUCGGCUGUUAAGCCUUCGGCACCGGCAGCGUCUGGUGCUAAGCGUGUCAAGCACGACAAGACCGAUGACACUUCUACCCGUCGUCCGGCAUCCAAGGAAGAAAAUGCGCCGAAGCCUACACCGAAGCCCACCCCUAAGUCUGCCAUUGCACGCCCCAGGCCUGCAGCCCGCAGCUCCCUCAUGACCCCAACAAAAUCCUCCGCCGCCCGGCUCUCGUCUGCAACUGUCAGGCCAUCCAGGGCCUCCAUGAUUCCUUCGUUGACUCAGUCUCCGGCCGGAAAGACUGUUGCCUCCCCUCGCACUCCUCGCACCGAUUUCAACCCUCGGCUUAAGAGCAACUUGCCAACGCUGAGUGGUCUCAAAUCAAUUCUUCGUCACCGCCAGCCCUUGUUCUCCCGGGACCCGGCUAAGAUUGCCGCCGGAACCCACGCGGCAGCCCCCGACUUCAGUUCAAAUCUCCUCUUGGGUGGGGCCAGGGAAGGCACUCCCACUGAAGAGCCAACUCAGACCCCGUCGCCUAAGAAGCGCGUCGUGUUUACACCGUGCACCAAAUCUCCCUAUGAGCUGGCUCAGGCAUCUCCUUCGCCGUCCAAGAUUCCCACCGCUCAGCCAGUUUCGUCCGAUGUGGUUUAUCCCACUCUGCCAACUUUGACACCGGAGAAGGAGUCGGCCGCUGCGCAGUCUGCUCCUAGCAAACAGAAAACUCCAACAAUCCGUCAAGUCCGUCCUUCCGACGUCGCCCCUAAAGCUACUCCUGUUCCUGAGAUCUCUGGUGUGCUUCAUGGCAUUGGCAACAAGAAGAGACAGCGUUCAGAGACGGAUGAUGAAGCUGACUCGGAGAAUGUGCCUCCUGCGGACCCCACUGACGAGCGCAGCGCGAAGAGAGUCAAGAUGAACACUCCAAUUCAGCACAAGGCCCCUACUCCCAGCCCCGUGAAGGUUCGCACUACGAACACGCCCCUUCGAAAGACCUCGGGCUCAGCCGCUGGAACCCCUGCGAGCGCGAGACAAAGGAACAGGGGUGUGCUCAGCCUCAGCCGUUUGCACAUGCUCGCCAAACCCAAGGGCCGAUCUUAAGGAUUGAGCAGUGAAUCUGUAAAUUCUGUUUUGCCUACUUAUGGGCGAAUUACUCAAGUUUGCAUUUACAAUUGUUGAGGUGCACAUAAGAUGGCCGACUUCAUUUCUUCUACACAUCUUCCUUUUUCAUACAAUCUAUCAAGGGCCGCAAGACGUCCAAGGUUGUGGGUGUGUUUGUGUAUUUAAUUGAUCUCUGGGGCUGGUCUUUGUUUUUCUCUUUUUCUUUUCUUUUCUCUCUUUUUUCUUUCUUGUUCAAAUGUUAGGAAAGACUGGCGCUUGGAUGCAUCUGGUAUGAAAGGAAUUACCUGGCAAUGGCGUUCUGUCUUUUAUGUUUCAAUUCUUUGUUCUUGGAUGCUUUCUUUUGUAUCUAUUUCCUUUUUGUCGACUUCGAC
Molecule: messenger RNA, 2600 nt
Organism: Aspergillus wentii DTO 134E9
Lineage: Eukaryota; Fungi; Ascomycota; Eurotiomycetes; Eurotiales; Aspergillaceae
Exons: 1
Coding region: 286-2208 (640 amino acids)
Source: RefSeq, a predicted model, not a curated record